AAGCCAGCAAGUGAAUUCCUGCAGGACAUCAGAAGCACCCUUAGCAGGUGUGAGAUGGGGCAGUUCCAGCUGCCAGAGGAGAUUUCCCCUGAACUGGAAGAAAAAGUCAGCUGUUUCUCCAAGAAAACGAUUGCGCUAUCAAUGACUCUGAGGGAGUUCAAAGACACUCUGCCCUCUGCACUGGAGAGAGCAAGAGGAAAAUCCCUGGGAGCUUUCAGACAAGGUUGCAGAACACCCAUGUUUGACUCCAACUCAGCCUCUAGCCUGCAGAGCCAGGGACAGGAAAUGGCCGAGGCGGAGCUGGUGAGCUUCGAGGAGGUGGCUGUGUAUUUCUCUGAGGAGGAAUGGGCUCUGCUGGACCCGGGCCAGAGAGCCCUCUACAGGGAUGUGAUGCAGGAGAAUUAUGAGGCUGUGACCUGGUUAGGAUUUCCAGUCUCUGAAACUGAUGUGGUUGCCUGGGUGAAGCGAGAGGAGGAGUUGUGGGUCUCAGAUCCUCAGAGCUGUCAGGAAGGAGAGAGCAUCAGCAACACCCACACAGGUGAGGGGAUGCUGACUGAGAACUAUAAGAGUCUUCAGAAGGAAGGACUGCAGGAAGUGGCUCUAUGGGGGAUGUUAUUGGGAAGAUCUGAAGGGCAUGUUUUCCAGAUACAUGAGCAAGGAGAGAGCUGUGAGAUUCAGCAUAGCCCAGAAAGGCAGCAGGGAAACCAUCAAGAAGAGGGACAGGGUAAAUCCAGUCACAGGAGCAGAGAGGAGAAAAGAAACACAGAAACCGUUCAACAGAAAAUCCCCCAUCAACCGUCACCCUGCUCUUAUAGUAAUUGUGGAACUCUUAUUGAACAUCAAAGAGCCCCCACAGGAGAGAAGCCUUUCAAGUGCUCUGACUCUGGGCAAAGCUUCAGUGAGCACUCACACUUUACGAAGCAUCGGAAAAUACAUACAAGAGAGAGACCCCAUCACUGCUCAGACUGUGGGAAAAGCUUCCGGAGCAGCUCAUACCUUGUUAUCCAUAGGAGGACCCACACAGGAGAGAAACCUUUCAAUUGCUCUGACCCCCUCUGA
Pelodiscus sinensis (Chinese soft-shelled turtle) is the source of this 1059-nucleotide messenger RNA. Lineage: Eukaryota; Metazoa; Chordata; Testudines; Trionychidae. The record is from RefSeq and is a predicted model, not a curated record.